UUCAUGCUCCUGUCGGGCUCGCGGCGCCCAGCGCAGCAUCCUCAGCUGCCUCAUGAAAACAUCUGGUCUGUGCAUAUGAGGAGUAGAUGUCCUUAUGGGCUCGUCACAUAAGCAGGUAUACACGUCUUUAAUAAAUCUGUGAAAGAGCAAUGAGUGCCGGUUAUUUGGAAAAUUACACCCAGCGGUGUGUAGUUAUCUUGAACACACCCCGCUGAGCCCCCCGAUAUUGUUCAAGGGGAAUAAUAAUGGCUGCACAGGAGCCGUCUCCACCAUCUUCCCUGGAAGGCAACAAGCCGGGCUUCCCAAAGAAAAUUUUGGCCAACAACCUGGAAGACAAGCACUUGUGCAACUCGUGUCAGAAAAUCCUGCGGAGGCCCUUGCAAGCCCAAUGUGGUCACCGCUUUUGUUCGUUCUGUUUCAACAAAAUUGUGAGUUCUGGACCACAGAACUGCAGUGCAUGCAUCAAAGAAGACUUGUUUGAAGAACCUACCUCUAUUCUCCAUCAAGGUGGUGCAUUCCCAGAUAAUGCAGCCCGGAGAGAGGUGGAGGCCUUGGCUGCAGUCUGUCCUAACGAAGGCUGCAUAUGGACUGGAACUAUCAAAGAAUUUGAGGCCGGCCAUGAGGGGAACUGUGACUUCAUGAUCAUCAUGUGUCCUUCAUGUAAAGAGCUGAUGAGAGCAAACGAACAGGAGCGCCACAACGAGAGGGAGUGUCCAGAGAGGACGCUCAACUGCAAAUACUGCAAGGAGCCGUUCCUGUUAAAGAACAUCAAGGCCCACGAUGAGAUCUGUCCCAAGUACCCAAUGAUCUGUGAGGGCUGUGCAAAGAAAAAGAUCCCCAGAGAAAAGUAUGUGGACCAUAUUAAGUUCUGCAGUAAAUUUAAAACACCAUGCAGAUUUCAUGUUGUUGGCUGCGAUACGUCUGUGGAGAAAGAGAAGAUCCAUGACCACGAGCGGCAGUGUUCAUACGAGCACCUCAACCUGCUUCUGCAUUUCAUCAUGGGUAUCAAGGUGAGUCUGGAGAGCCUGCAGCCCCAGAGCCUGGAGGUGGCCAGCCAGAAGCUGCAGGAGCUCCACCAGUCCCUCAGGGAGCUGGAGCUGAAGAUGAGCCAGCUGGGUGGGGGUGGUGCAGCACCCAUACAGGGUGCAUGUGCCCCCACUCUGACCACCUCCUUCACCCCGCUGCCCAGCGCUAUGGGUGCUGCGCUGGAGCUGCAGCUGCAGAGUGAAAAGACCAAAGUGGCUGAGCUGAGCUGGCGCUGCCAGGAGCUGGAGCUGAAAGUCAACACGUUUGAAAACAUCGUCUGCGUCCUCAACCGAGAGAUGGAGCGCUCCUGUGCCACCAUGGAGGCUUACAACCGCCAGCACCGACUAGACCAGGACAAAAUAGAGAUCCUAAACAACAAGGUUCGUCAGCUGGAGAGGACGGUGAGCCUGAGAGACCUGUCCAUCGUGGAGAUGGAGGGGAAAAUGAGGGAGAUGUCUGCAGCAACCUAUGAUGGCGUCUUUAUCUGGAAAAUCUCCGACUUCACCAAGAAGAGGCAGGAUGCUGUGGCUGGCCGCGCCCCUGCUAUGUUCUCCCCCGCAUUUUAUACGAGUAAAUACGGCUACAAAAUGUGCUUGCGGAUCUACCUGAAUGGCGACGGGACGGGCCGCGGUACCCACUUGUCUCUAUUUUUUGUGGUGAUGAGAGGACACAGCGACGCUCUCCUCAAGUGGCCUUUUAAUCAGAAGGUUACCCUCAUGCUGCUUGACCAGAACAACAGGGAGCACAUAAUUGAUGCCUUCCGGCCCGAUGUCUCCUCCUCGUCCUUCCAGAGGCCGGUCAGCGAUAUGAACAUCGCCAGUGGCUGUCCGCUCUUCUGUCCGCUCUCCAAGCUGGACUCUAAAAACUCCUACAUACGUGACGACACCAUCUUCAUCAAGGCCAUUGUAGACCUCACAGGGCUGUAAACAAAACGUGAGGGUGUAAAUCCAGUUCUGCCUUUUGUUGCUACUAACUUGUCUGAUCAGUUGACCUUUGUACUGUAUCAUCAGAAACUGACAUUUCUCUCUGAGAUCGGUUUGUUUCUUUAGGUUUUUGGAUGAAUUUUCAGUGAGAUUGAGCUUUUGGCUAUUAGCUGGUAGGUUUUCAAUCAAACUGAGUUUUUAUUCAGCAGAGCAGUAAAUAUCUACCAAAGUGCACCCACAUAUUGAAAUCUGGUGGGUAAUGCUAUUUUCCCUCCAUCAUUUUAACUAACAGAGGUUUUCCAAGAAAUCGAAACACAUAAUGCUUGUUAAAUUAUUUGACAAGUACAACACUGCCUCUAAUGUUCGGCCAUCGUAUUGUGGCUUUUUGUACCAUUGAUGAGGCUCAUCAUCUUCAGUUCUACAAAAAAGUGGCAGAAAAUCAAGCUUAUUAUGUGCUGCAGGUGACAAAUGAAGCUCUGGUUGUUGCAAAAGUGAUUGUUUCAGAUAUUCCCAAAUAACAGUGAGCCUUUUGACCAGCGAUACUUAAGAGAGGAAGUAAGUUACAUCACCUUUAGACACGGUAGUAGAUGAAGUAUGUCUCUGAUGUUGCUACGUACUGCCUAACAUUUGGUCAGAUUGACAGAUUUUUGUUCCUAUUGUUUCUCAUGAUGACUGGUUUCCAGCAGCAGUGUCGGUAUCGCUCAGCUUUGCACACAGUUUAAGGUGCAGUCGGACUUUAAACUGGUUUACAGUUUUUUAAACAUUUCCGCGUCCACCUCUGGGGUCUUGUGUUUGCUGGUAAUCAUUUGUGGUGCACAUUGUUUGAAUUCCAUGAAUUCUGAGUAUUUCAGUGGUGAUUGUUUCUGUGUAUGUUGAUGUGUGGAUGCUGUUCAUUUGUUUUGUUUGUUUGCUGUUAGUUUCAUGUUGGAUCUGUGAAGGCUGCACUGUAGCUUGCAGCUGUUUCUCUGCUGCUUGCCCAGGAAAUCUUAACAGCGAUGGUAGUCGAGGAUAUUUGCCCAAAUGGAAAAAUGACAUAUUUUAUUAGAAAUAAACAUAUAUUUGCAUACAAAUUUGGAUAAACUCUGUAAAUAUCUUUUAAUAGUAAACUUAGUAUUUUUUUCAUUAUUGGCUCCUUCAUCUAGCAUUCAGUGGGGCAUGGGUUGUGUUGUGGGACACUUGAUGCUCAUUGUGAGGAGUUGCUUUCAGCUUGAUGUCUG
Melanotaenia boesemani (Boeseman's rainbowfish) is the source of this 3166-nucleotide messenger RNA. RefSeq names its product TNF receptor-associated factor 2-like. Lineage: Eukaryota; Metazoa; Chordata; Actinopteri; Atheriniformes; Melanotaeniidae. The coding region runs from base 246 to 1952 and encodes 568 amino acids. The record is from RefSeq and is a predicted model, not a curated record. Gene Ontology annotation, biological process: tumor necrosis factor-mediated signaling pathway; positive regulation of canonical NF-kappaB signal transduction; positive regulation of JNK cascade. Gene Ontology annotation, cellular component: cytoplasmic side of plasma membrane; plasma membrane signaling receptor complex; cytosol. The transcript is spliced from 10 exons. Gene Ontology annotation, molecular function: tumor necrosis factor receptor binding; zinc ion binding; ubiquitin protein ligase binding.